AUGACUGUUCUGUUCAGACUGUCGCCAACAAAUUUAAUUGAUUUAGUGACAGAAAUAGCACAGGCCUAUUUUCUGAAUCAUCGAAUAUCACCUAGAUACUGCCGCUAUGUACCAUGCGCGGUGCGAUACGGCUGUGGCCUGACGCCUGAUUCCUCCCGUAACACCUUCCGCCUCCCCGCUCCGGACCUGCUCCGGUCUCCGUAUGCUAGGGCUGUGAUACAGCUGUACCUGCAGCCUUUCUACAUAUGGAUUAUUCUACAGAAUUUGCUCAUUUGUACUGUAGUCUUCUACACGGUGUUGUGCUUAGCCCAGAUUAUUUGUUUCAUAUUACUAAGAUUGGAUAGUUUGGAUGAACUUGGACCUUUUGAUUUUAAAACAUCCCCUUCCUGGUCAAAUAAAAAGUACCUUGCAAAUUUGAUUUCACUGGAAAGCACAUUUCUGGUUAGCAGCAUUCUAUUUGUUCUGAUUGUGGAGGAAUGGAUUUGGGACUAUGGUUGCACUGUAACCUUGAUUCAUAUCAUAGUCGUAUCAAUGGUUAAUAUGGAAUUCCCUGUUAUGGCACAUUGGUGGUUUUCCAUAGGCAUUGGUUUGACUGCAAUGAUUUGUGGAGGACAGAUUCUGGCAUAUCUUCUGUACAAGAACAACUUUAUUUAUCCAGACCUGGACGAUUUUUAAGAUAAUAGUUGUGGUGCAACAAUUAACUGUAUAAAGUGUA
Messenger RNA from Hyla sarda, 715 nucleotides. It is a transcript of the gene TMEM244, whose product is annotated as transmembrane protein 244. NCBI's taxonomy places the organism in Eukaryota, Metazoa, Chordata, Amphibia, Anura, Hylidae. The transcript has 7 exons. The record is from RefSeq and is a predicted model, not a curated record. Bases 1 to 675 code for a protein of 224 amino acids.